AAGGAUUAUUCGCUCUGGCCAACGUACAUGCGGUUGCGGUGACCUAAUACAAAUAAAAUGGCUUGAUAGCACUUGUAUGAUUCAACUUCUGUUGACCAGAGCCAAAGGAAAGAUGCAUACCAAAGAGCUUGUGUUCGGCCUCAUCUUACUAAUGCAAGCAUGUGGACCUCUUUUGGCAAAGACAAAGGCUCCAAAACAACCCAACUCUUCAGGAAUACUGCAGUGGCUGACGGAGAAAUUCAGGGGAGUCAAAGCUACAGUCCAGGGUUAUUUCGGUCCAUUUCUGGGCUUUCUUUUCGCUUACUACGAAGACCACAUCCAACCAGUGACUGACAGCUGCUUUCAAUGGGCCUCUAGAGUGUGGGAGAAGAUCCAUCCAACCAUUGACAACUACUACAUGCCAGAGCCAGCAGCUAAUCCAACGGAUACCGGGACAAAACGAAAGAAUAGCUGGCAAUAAAUGAAUAUUCUUACCACAUUA
Molecule: messenger RNA, 481 nt
Organism: Gymnodraco acuticeps
Lineage: Eukaryota; Metazoa; Chordata; Actinopteri; Perciformes; Bathydraconidae
Gene: apoc4
Product: apolipoprotein C-IV
Exons: 4
Coding region: 77-460 (127 amino acids)
Source: RefSeq, a predicted model, not a curated record